AUGGACUUCAGUCUGCAAUACCCCACGGUGGCGGAAGCGGACCUCCACAACGCAGAAGUGCUCACGAAGCGGAAGCGCUACUUCCUCGGCGAGAUCCGUGGCCAGGCACUAGUGCUUGGCUACCUCCUAAGUGUGUUCAUAUACCUCCGAGACAGCUACCUGUUUCUGCUUAUACUACGACUUGGCAGCCAGUGGAUCGCCUCGGCUCAUCUACCGCCGGAGGUUCAAAUUAACGCCACCGAGGAGUUUAAACAGGCCACGCUGAAAAAGACGCUUAUCCUCAUAUUGAUGGCAGCCGGCUACUCGAUGUUUAACCACUUAAUUUUUGGAGGCCCACGAGAGGGUCGAGAAAAUCAUGGUGGGCUCACGCUUCAAUUUAUCGGCGACCACGGCCGUCCUUGGGGACGUACAACUCUAUUGUUGUUUGAUGUGGUCUGGCUAGCGUGUCUGUUACUCUACUUUCUUCUCGAACAGACGGUUGACGACUCAGAGGUGACAUCAUCGCGCCACGUUACUCGAGAAGACGGCGAUGGCUAUACUGGUCAAGUGGAGCUUCUCACUCUUGAUCCCGUUAAACAGAUCCGUGAUGUCCUCAACUACCAAAUUACCAUGGCUAAUUCAAUCCAUUUUCCUGGUAUUAACCGGGGAACUGGAGGAGCCACCGAGAAUACUACCCAACAACCGCCACCCCCUCCGCAACCCGUCCCUGGUUUCUUCCCCUCUCAAGCAUUUGUUUAG
This is a messenger RNA of Diutina rugosa, 738 nucleotides long. RefSeq lists its product as uncharacterized. The coding region runs from base 1 to 738 and encodes 245 amino acids. Gene Ontology annotation, biological process: protein processing; SREBP signaling pathway. Lineage: Eukaryota; Fungi; Ascomycota; Pichiomycetes; Serinales; Debaryomycetaceae. The record is from RefSeq and is a predicted model, not a curated record. The transcript has a single exon. Gene Ontology annotation, cellular component: Dsc E3 ubiquitin ligase complex.